GCGAGGCCGGGUGACAAUCGACGUGUUCCAAACACCCCACUCCCACUCCUGGCGCUCUACUUCGAAACUGGUGUUCACCUCACCGACAGACGAAUAGACUAUCCACAAUGCCAACAGAACAAUACGUAUCUCAUCUGCCUCCCGAGCUUUGGGUCAAGAUCGUCGAGAGCCUACCGCUUGACGCCGCCCGCACUUGUCUAUCAGUAAACAAGCUCUUUCACGACGUCGCCCUCUCCACUGUCUUCGCGCGCAUCGCGCUCGGCCUCGGCACGCUUGAGGCGCAUGAUCUUGCGCCGGAGGGCUUUCCUCACAUCCGCGCAUCCUUGCGUCUUGUAGAGGAAAGGCGGACGCGCCGCUCACUGGAGAUCCUCGAGCGCAUAGCGAGCGACCUGGCGUUUGGACGGGUCGUGAAGUCGUUGCAGGUUCAAGCAUGCAAUGCGGAUGAUGUAAGUGAGGCGGCAGUCGCGGUGCAGAUCGAUCGCCUACUUGCUGCCAUUCCCUCCCUCAAGAAUCUCCGUGUGUUCCAGUGGCAUUGGUCCUGCCCGAGACCGACUGAGAACAUAGUCCAGAAACUGGCAGAGUCAUGUCCUCUGUUGGAGCAAUUCGAGGCGCCACUCUUCUCGUGGCCAAGUCUCCCUGUACAGCUGCUCCGGAGCGUCAGGUCGAUCCGCACCACAGUGGGCCGCGAUGACCGCGAUGAGCUCUUCAACAUGGCGGAUCCCGCGCCCGUGCUAGAAUCUCUGUGGGAGAAGAUGCAGUGCCCUCUUCCUGGCGUGGACGGCGUCGAAUCGUGUCUUCUCGAUAACAUAACUGAUCUGGAGUUGCUCUUUGAAGAUGCAUAUGCGCCGAGGGACCUCCAAAACAUCGUGCGCAAGGUUCCAUGUUUGGAGUCGCUUACCAUGGUGCCACUGCAAUCCAUGGAUGACGAGCCGCAGGAAGAGAUGUAUGGCGCAUUACAGGUGCUGCCGCUCAACCUGCCGUCCUUCGAUUCCCUCGCGAUCGGACCUGAGGACGAGCGUAUGACGCCGCCGCAGAUCGACGCGCUGUGCAGCUUCCUGAAGGGCAGACCCCGGCUGCGCAGAUUUGUGACGAAGUGCAACCUCAAUGCUGCAGCCGCGGAGCCGCUUUUCGAGGCGUUGGCCACUCUGGAGAAUCUGGAGGUGCUUGGGCUGUUUCUUGCGUGUGAUGCCACGCCGACAAAGGAUUGGAUACACCGUCUUGUGGACCGCCUCCCUACCAGCCUGACUGCCCUUGCCCUGGACUUUGAUCGCGGGUUUGCGAACAAGGAGACGUUCGCCGAGUUGUGGGCCCGGCUGCCCGCGCUCGAGUUUGUGGACGUCCAGGUGCACGGUGCGGCGGUCCUUACGCCGAACCAGUUCAUCCGUGGUGCCCGUAACCUGCGAAUCGUAUCCUUCCAAGACCGUUUCUAUGAUGUGGAGAGGCACGAUGGCGAGCUGCGUGUGGUGAUGCCACCGUGGCCCUCGAAAAAGGUGCACUUCCGAAUGGUAGAAGACUUCGGGUGCGCGGAUUGGGAGUGGUUGAUGCGACAGUACACGUUCUUCGACUACAUGCCGGCGCAUUUCUGAGACCUUGAACACUGCCUUUGUGCCAUCUCAGAAAGCUGCAGUCUGUAACUUACCGUAAUCAGAUUUGAAGCUGAUCCCGGCGGGGAAAGGCCUGGACCCGAAC
Messenger RNA from Fomitopsis serialis, 1689 nucleotides. RefSeq lists its product as uncharacterized. Bases 108 to 1586 code for a protein of 492 amino acids. The transcript is spliced from 4 exons. Lineage: Eukaryota; Fungi; Basidiomycota; Agaricomycetes; Polyporales; Fomitopsidaceae. The record is from RefSeq and is a predicted model, not a curated record.